UCUCUCUCUCUCUAAUAUUGAAUUCUCUCACCUCACCAAUGGAAGAUGCUAUUGAGCUGGUUUUCAUUCCAGCCCCUGGAAUGGGUCACCUUGUUCCUGCAGUCGGAACAGCCAAGCUCCUCCUGCAAACACGGCCUCAGCUCUCCGUCACUGUGUUGAUCAUGAAACUGCCUUUUGCCACAGAUUCCAAGAUUAAUUCUUACAUCGAUUCUCUGCUUGCCGACGACGAGAAGGAUAACUCGAGACUGAAGCUCAUACCACCACUCCCUGAGGAGGAGGCGGCGGAUGCUUUGAAGAAGGGCCACACCGACAUGGCUUCCAUCUUCCGUGCUUUCUUGGAUUCUCAGAAGACUAAAGUCAGAGAAUUCGUUAAUGAUCAAAUCAUCCAUCAUAGGCGGCUAGCGGGAUUUGUUGUGGACAUUUGUUUUAUCACCAUGAUGGAUGUGGCUGACGAGUUUGGGGUCCCCUCCUACGUGUUCUACCCUUCGGGUGCUGCUAUGCUCGGCCUUUACCUCCAUCUCCAGACCCUCAACGACCGCCAUGGAAAACAUGCCUUGGAGUUUGAGGAUUCCGACCCUCAUCAUCUAAACAUCUCUACAUAUUCCAAACCCUUUCCGGUGAACUUACUGCCCGACGGUUUAAUGGACAACGCCGACGGAAUCUUGGACGGUGCCAGACGACUCCGACAGGCCAAAGGCGUCAUUGUCAACACCUUCUUCGAACUAGAACGCCAUGCACUUGAAUCUCUCUCUAAAGACAAGAGUGUCCCACCUGUGUACCCUAUCGGGCCCAUUUUAAACCUAACCGGGCGUUACGAUAAGAAUCGAGAAUCGGAGAAGCAAAUCUUGAUGAAAUGGUUGGAUGACCAACCAGCUUCGUCAGUUGUAUUCCUUUGCUUUGGGAGCGGCGGAACUUUUCCGGAGCCUCAAGUGAAGGAGAUAGCUUACGCACUUGAACGUAGUGGGCAAAGGUUCUUAUGGGCUUUGAGGAAGCCACCCUGUCCAGGUUCACUAGCCCUCACAGAGUAUACCAAUCCGGAAGAGGUCCUGCCGGAAGGAUUCUUGGAAAGAACUCAAAGCAUUGGAAAAGUUAUAGGAUGGGCACCACAAAGUCUAGUUCUAGCUCACCCUUCUGUCGGGGGCUUCGUGUCUCAUUGCGGAUGGAAUUCAAUUUUGGAGAGUAUUUGGUUCGGAGUUCCAAUGGCAACCUGGCCAAUGUGUGUAGAUCAACAUGGAAAUGCGUUCCUAUUGGUAAGAGAGAUAGGAAUGGCCGUGGAAAUUAAGAUGGAUUACAAAAUAGAUUCAAAAGAUCCUCCAGAAAUAGUGAAUGCAAAAGAGAUAGAAUUUGGAAUCACAAGUCUUAUGGACCACUAUACUUCCAAUUCUAUAAGGACAAAAGCUAAAGAAAUUAAAGAAAAGAGCAUGAAGGCAUUAGAGGAGGGUGGCUCAUCCCUUAAUUUUGUUGAAAGUUUUUUUGAAAAUGUCAUGAACAAUCUCAAGUAAUUGAAGAACGAGAUGAAAUGGUGAUGUAAUAAUAAUAAAUUGGAGUUAUGACACAAUCCAUGCAUGUUUCAUGAUU
This is a messenger RNA of Ipomoea nil (Japanese morning glory), 1578 nucleotides long. RefSeq names its product anthocyanidin 3-O-glucosyltransferase 2-like. Bases 39 to 1502 code for a protein of 487 amino acids. The record is from RefSeq and is a predicted model, not a curated record. Lineage: Eukaryota; Viridiplantae; Streptophyta; Magnoliopsida; Solanales; Convolvulaceae. Gene Ontology annotation, molecular function: UDP-glycosyltransferase activity. The transcript is spliced from 2 exons.